UGAUUUUUCAAAUUUUGAAAUUUCUAAGCUAAUGAUAAGUAAAAGCAUUUUAUUUGCAUCAGUUCAUUAGAUAGAAGCGUUAAUGAUAGAUGUGAAAAUAACAAGUUUUUGCACUGUUUAGAGAUGUUAUUGUGUGUGCUUUGAAGUAACAUGUUUUACAUAAUUCCUGACCUAAAAUAUUCCACAUUAAAUAUAUUAACAGGUCGACGUGGGGCUAACUUUUCUUUUGACUCACAUGAUGACAUAAUGUCAGACAUGGAUAUGUUCAGAGAUGAUGAAUCUGUGUCCAGCUUUGGUGGAUACAAUACAGAUGUGCCAAUGAGUAGCCAAACAACAAGGGAUUAUGACAGAUAUAGCCACUCACUCAAUCCACAUAAUCAACAGAAAACAAUGCCAGCAGCAACUUGGACACCAUCAUGGCGAAAAGGAAAAAGUUCAAGACGAAACACUAUAUUAGGCAAAACCCCAAAAUCUUUUAGCCCAGCAGGACUUACUGGACAAGAAAUGAGAAGACCAAGCAUUGAUGAAAGUAUGUUUCAACCUGGAAGAGGCCAACCAAUGAGUGGCUUUAUGGACAGAAAUCUAAAUUCUAAACCAAAACCCUUUGUAAGUUCAUCAAGUCAAAAUGGGAUCAACAGUGAAAGUCAGAAGCAAACACAAAGUGAAAGAUAUGACAUGCAUAUAAGAAAAGAAACCUAUAACAGCCUAAAUGAUUAUCAAGCCUAUAAUGGUAGAGUGCAAACCAAAGGCCAAAAUCCACGACAGAAUGGACACUACAGUCCUGAGAUACAAAAUGGAGAAAUGACACAAUAUCAACCAGUUCAUGCAAGACAAGGAACCCCCAGAACCCCUGAUGAUAUAAGAAGAGUGUCAACAUCAUUUGUUUCUUUAAGAAAUGACUCUUCAACUCCGACCAGUGUGCUUAACAAUGUACUAGUUGCAGGACAUGCACAGAAUAUGUCAGAUGCACAAGAUCCAGGCACCAAUCCCUCCCCUACUAGAAUCUACUUGCGGUCAAAGCAACAUAGUUUCGCUAGUGAUACUAGCAGCACACCCGAUGUCUUCUCACCUGGUCCCUUCUCUCCUACUGAACCUUCUUAUACUGACAAAAGCUAUCCAUAUAACAACACUAGUGAUCCAAGUAGUCUUGAGACAUGUGAUAACUAUGAUAUGUAUCAAAACACUCACGUUAAUAACACAAGUGGACAAAGCACUUAUGACAAUUUUAACACUACUCCUGAUGUAUUUUAUCCUUCUAGUACCCCAACUAACAAUUCUUUUCAACUCUAUUCACCUAACAACAAUACUUCUAUUUGGUCUACACCACCUUCUGCAAACACUUCAAUUAAUCUUCCCGAUAUGUCUGCUGGCCUGUCCUCAAUUGAGAACCCAAUGACUAACAAUGGCCCAUCGGCAUUUUCCCCAUCUUCAGACUCAAAUGCUAACAACUGGAAACUCAAUAUUAACAACCAUCAAUUAAACAUUGCCUUGGACAACCAUCCCCAGAACACAUGUAACACAGGUCCUGAGAUCAAUGGUUAUGGGCACAGAAAUGGUGAGUAUGGUCAUAUCAUCAAAUACAUUAUUUUAUCUGGUUUAUAGGAGGUUUUGGUGUUUU
Messenger RNA from Owenia fusiformis, 1618 nucleotides. Lineage: Eukaryota; Metazoa; Annelida; Polychaeta; Sabellida; Oweniidae. The record is from the annotation of a GenBank genome assembly.